AUGUGGACCAAACUGUUGAUUCCGUUGCUAUCCAUUUUUUCCUUGUGUUAUAGUAGACAAUUUCAUUUAGACCAAUUGCGAAACGCAGCAUGCUUCAACAUUGAAUCACCAACAACAAUUGCAAUCACCAAGACCUUGGGCCAAUUACCAUUGCCCAUUCUUCUAUUUGAAUACGAGCAUCGCAAAACUAUUGAAGAUUUACCAAAUUUCGAUUUCUUAGUCACAGAUGGGAAAUUGGAUGAGUAUUUCCAAUUUGGAGAGUUUACAUUUGCAAACACAGAUAAUACGCAAUACAAAAAGAGUGAUGUUUUAAAAGAGUUCUUAUCCUACAAUAUUGAAAUUCCUGGGCUUUGGUGUAUCUACUCGCCUAAGAUUGAUCAGUACGAGUAUAGGGUAGAAAUCGAGGAAAAGAGUUACUAUGGAAAUUAUGAUGACAUUUGGUUUUCCAUUGUAAAUAUCGUAACUUCCUUUGUGGUAAUACAGUUGUUUUACUAUAUAAGGACAAAGAGACCCAUUAUAUUCCAAGCAGUAAUAAUGCUCCAGCUUGCAAAAGUGGCGAUUUUUGCAAUAACGGCUGUAUUGGCUUUUUUCGAUUUCCCAAUUAUUGAAUAUGCAGAGUAUGUUGUAGCUAGUCUCGACGAUAUUUUCACCGUUUUAUUCCUCAUGGGUUACGGAUUUAGUUACUCCAACUAUAAUGAUCCAAGUGUCAAGAAGAUUUUACUAUUAUCGAUGUUAACUGUGAUACCCUCAUUUGCAUCGCGCUAUUUUGAUUUCAAAGAAGAUAUCAAUCUUCUUUACAUAAACAUGCAGCAUUACAAUGUUGUUCAAGGCAUUCUUGGGUCAGAUAAAUUUGACGGCUUGAGUUCAGUCGAGAGAGUAGCUAAAAACUUGAGAAUCAAUGAAUAUAGUGGGCCCGUGGCGUUGUUAUUUGGUUUUGCAAAAUUAUUGAAAAUAUUUGUCAUUAUACAUGCAAUACGCCAGACCCUCAAAAAACUCACUAUUGUCAACCCAGUUGCAAGGCCUUGUUUCAUAUCAGUUGUUGUAGUUUGGUUGUUUUUGUGGCUGUUUGUUAAUGCCGCUUGUGUCCCUAGUACUUUAUACGACUACUACAAUGUAAUUGAUUACAGCAAGACAUUGAAGCAAUUUUUAUUAGCAAGCUUGAGAAAUAAGUAUAUCACAUUCUUAUGGGAUGAAUCUCAUUGGUUUGCGUUGAGAUUUAUUUUGACUUUGGGAAAGGGUUUAUUAGUAGAUGAUGGACAUGUAGUAGAGAAGAAAGUAGUCAAGCGACACUAG
Lodderomyces oxycetoniae is the source of this 1293-nucleotide messenger RNA. RefSeq lists its product as uncharacterized. The record is from RefSeq and is a predicted model, not a curated record. Lineage: Eukaryota; Fungi; Ascomycota; Pichiomycetes; Serinales; Debaryomycetaceae. The transcript has a single exon. Bases 1 to 1293 code for a protein of 430 amino acids.